ACGGCUUGCGUCGACCUCCAAACAACCAAGGAGAAAAAGAUGAUCUGUAUCUGAAACUAUGGCAUGCAUGCGCGGGUCCUUCUGUUUAUGUGCCACGCGCUGGAGAAAAAGUUUUCUAUUUUCCUCAAGGUCACAUGGAACAGGUUGAGGCAUAUGUGAAUAAAGAUGGGACAAUGGAAAUGCCCAUCUAUAAUUUACCUUCUAAGAUCCUCUGCAGGGUGUUGCACGUCCAGCUUAAGGCUGAAACUGGGACAGAUGAGGUCUUUGCACAAAUUACUCUACUUCCAGAGGCAGAGCAAGAUGAGCUAAGUAUGGAGCAUAGAAAUUAUCAAGCCUUACCUCGAGUAGCUCAUUCACGGUUCUUUAGCAAGAAACUCACUCCAUCUGACACAAACACACAUGGUGGAUUCUCUGUUCCAAAGCGACAUGCUAAUGAUGGGUGUCUUCCGCCACUGGACAUGUCUCAGCAUACCCCACAGCAGGAAUUGGUCGUGAUUGACUUGCAUGGUUCUGAAUGGCGGUUUCGUCAUAUUUUUCGUGGUCAGCCAAAAAGGCACUUGCUUACCAGUGGUUGGAGUACAUUCGUGACAUCAAAGAAGCUUGUUGCUGGGGAUACAUUUAUCUUU
Theobroma umbraticum is the source of this 626-nucleotide messenger RNA. It is a transcript of the gene ARF23, whose product is annotated as auxin response factor 23. The record is from RefSeq and is a predicted model, not a curated record. Gene Ontology annotation, molecular function: DNA binding. Gene Ontology annotation, biological process: regulation of DNA-templated transcription; response to hormone. Lineage: Eukaryota; Viridiplantae; Streptophyta; Magnoliopsida; Malvales; Malvaceae.